Penaeus indicus is the source of this 2148-nucleotide messenger RNA. Its product is annotated as zinc finger protein 862-like. The transcript is spliced from 2 exons. The record is from RefSeq and is a predicted model, not a curated record. NCBI's taxonomy places the organism in Eukaryota, Metazoa, Arthropoda, Malacostraca, Decapoda, Penaeidae. Bases 1 to 2148 code for a protein of 715 amino acids.
AUGUUGUUUAAAGGAACUGGGGAUUCUAAGCAAGGUUUCAGGAAAGACAGUCUUAAGUUCCAUAAAAAAAGUAAAGCACAUGUGAAAUGUCAAUAUGCUAUACAAGCCCAAGCAGCUCCCAAAUCUACUCCAAUGGCCAAAGUUAUAAAACGUAUGAAUGCUGACAAUGUUGAGAAAAUCAAGCGUCUAUUCAACACUACCUGCUAUGUUGUUACUCAGCACUUAGCAUUUAGAAAAUUUGAAAGUUUAUGCGAGUUGCAAAAUAUGAAUGGUGUACAGUUGGGGAAAAAUUACAUUAAUGAUCAUGGUUGCAAGGAUUUCAUCAUGGCUAUUGCAUCAGUUUUAAAAUCUGAAACUAAGGAAGAAGUAUCUCAUGCUAAUUAUUUCUCUAUUCUUGCUGAUGGCUCUACUGAUUCUGCCAUAAUUGAACAAGAAGGGGUUUAUAUCAGAUUUGUCAACAAAGGGAAACCAAUCACUAAACUUAUUCAGUUUGUUGCAGUGAAGUCUUCCACCAGUCAAGGUGUAUAUGAUGGGAUAAAGAGUGCCCUUGAGUCAAUUGGUGUUACUCCUGAUAUACAGGCCAGAAAACAAAUAGGACUGAACUUAGAUAGGGCCAGUGUUGAUAUGGGGCAUAAAAGUGGUGUACAAGUCUCGGCACGUAAGGACGUACCGCAUACGCUUGUCAUUCAUUGUAUAAAUCACAACUUGGAGCUUGCCAUAUUAGAUAUCAAAAAAGGAAUCCCUUAUCUUCAAAAAUUUGAGGAAACCUUACAGCUUGUCUUCAAGUUUUACUAUUAUUCACCAAAACGUAGACGAGAACUUUACAGUAUAGCUCAAAUACUUGAUGACAAACUGGUUCACUAUGGGGGAAUACAACAGAUCAGGUGGUUGGCAAGUCAGGAACGUGCCUUGAAAGCCCUUUCAACGAAUAUCAAAACCACUAUUGUGCAUCUUGAGGAUAUUGCCAGCACAGGCAACAGAAAGGAUAGUGCUGAAGCCAAUGGUAUUUUGAAACAUCUUCAAACCACCAAGUUUAUGAAAUAUUUGCAUUUCAUGAUUGAUUACAGUGCAGCCCUCAGCACAAUGUCUCAGGCAUUUCAAGUGGAGUACCUCCUUAUUACUGAAGUUAUGCCACAACUGACAACUGCCCUACUCAAGCUUGGCAGUCUGAAGUCAAAACCAGGUCCAAAUUUGAAGUCGUUUCUUAAGAAAUAUCAAGAUGGUGAAUUCAAGGAAUUGAAAUUAAAAGGUGAACUUGAAAGUGGGUGUGAACCUAUGUAUUCAGAAAUGAUACAGGGUGCCAUGGACUUCAUAGAUGCCAGAUUUGGAAAAAUGCAGAGUCCACCGCACAGUUACUUCCAAAUAUUUCAUUUCAGUACAUGGCCAUAUGCCUCAGAAGAAUUGGCAGAUUAUGGAACACAGGAGCUGGAGGGCAUUUUAAAUCACUUUGCAGCACUUUUUGGUGAAGAGCAGAGAUGUUCCACACUUGAGGAAUGGUUGCCUUUUAAACUGCAUGUAUCUAAGAUGAGAACUUCAACCCAGUUAGAAGUGUUUGCUGAUAUGCUAUUGUCAAAACCUACAAAGUUCAUCAAUAUUCUGCACAUCGUUGAAAUAAUGAUGGCCAUUUCUGUCAGCACUGCAGGUGUUGAGAGAGGUUUCUCAAAUAUGAAUAUUGAGAAGAAUUCAAAACGUACGCAAAUGAAUCAGAACACCCUGAAUGCUGUUAUGGAAAUAAAUAUCAAUGGCCCUCCUCUCUCUGAGUUCAAUCCACUUACAUCUGUGGAGUUCUGGCUUCAGUCCGGUCCUGGUCAGAGACAUAUUGGUGGCCAUGCUGUAUCAGAGAGUGUGACAGAAACUGUUGUCACUGAUGACUGUGUCAUAGCUGAUGAUGAUGAAAACUCACCCAAAGACGUGAAAUCAGUAAUUUCCAAAACAGCAAAGUUUUCAGACGUGGAAUUGGUAAUGAUUGCCAUAAUUCUUGAUGAAGAGGAUAAAAAUAAAGAAAAAGAAAGUGAGCACAUAAAGCGUGGAAUAAAAGAAAGUAAAGGAGAGCUCGCUAAUUUGUACAAGGAGAUAACUGAUGAUGGAACAAUUUUUGUUCCAGUACUUCAGAAUGCCCGAAAACUGUUUAAACACAGUGCUCAGUAA